UAAGCUUUAGGUACUCCUACUAUUUCAUUGUCUUCUCUAUUCGGCCAUUCCUAUCUCUGAUAUUUAUUGCCACAAUCUCUCUCUCCGUCAGUCUCUCAUGACCACAAAACUAUAGCUACCAUUACACACUUUUUUUUUCCUUUUCGCUUUUUUUGUCACUUUCUCUCCAUAAAAUAUCUAGCUCCUUUCAUUCUCUUAUUCCACUCGUUAAAUAGCUCGAAUUUGUUUCCUCCAGCUUCAGCUUCAGCUUCAAUUGCAUCAUCACGUUAGCUGUAUCGCUUUCCUUCCAGAUUUGGAGCGAGCAUCUGCAACUGUUUUGCAGGUGAUCUUUAGAAGCUAGUGAGAACUAGCAGCCUAGCAGGCAUGGCUGAUGCGGUGAAGGCAAACGGUAGUACGACUGAUAGGAUUAAAAUUUUGGAGAAGAUUCCGCCUGUUGCAAAUCCGCAGGCCAAAGAUCCAGCUGCAAUUGCCUCUAAUAUCAACUAUCAUGCUCACUAUAGCCCUCACUUUUCCCCCUAUAAGUUUGAGCCGGAGCAAGCAUUUUACGCAACGGCGGAAAGCGUUCGUGAUCAACUGAUCAAGCAAUGGAAUGACACGUAUAGUCAUUAUCACAAAGUCAAUCCUAAGCAAACAUACUAUCUAUCCAUGGAAUAUCUCCAAGGUCGUGCUCUGACCAAUGCAGUCGGAAACCUAGAUGUGCAAGAUGCGUAUGCUAAUGCUUUGAAGCAACUCGGUUAUGCACUUGAGGAAAUAACUGAGCAGGAAAAAGAUGCUGCACUUGGUAAUGGCGGUCUUGGGAGACUUGCUUCUUGUUUUCUUGACUCAAUGGCUACUUUGAGCUUACCUGCAUGGGGAUAUGGCCUGAGGUACAGAUAUGGUCUAUUCAAGCAACUGAUGACAAAAUCAGGCCAAGAGGAAAUCGCUGAAGAUUGGUUGGAGAAGUUCAGUCCAUGGGAAAUUCCUAGACAUGAUGUUGUCUUCCCUAUAAGAUUUUUUGGUCAAGUUGAGGUCAAUCCUAAUGGAUCACGAAAAUGGAUCGGUGGAGAGGUCAUACAAGCAGUUGCAUAUGAUGUACCAAUCCCCGGCUACAAAACAAAGAACACUAACAGCCUUCGCCUCUGGGAAGCCAAAGCUAGGGCUGAGGACUUCAAUUUAUUUGAGUUCAAUGAUGGAAAAUAUGAAUCAGCUGCAUUGCUUCAUUCAAGGGCUCAGCAGAUUUGUGCUGUUCUGUAUCCUGGAGAUGCUACUGAAGAUGGCAAACUUUUACGACUGAAGCAGCAGUAUUUCCUGUGCAGUGCAUCACUCCAGGACAUCAUUACUAGAUUUAAGGAGAGAUUAGGCGGAAGAGAUAAGAUCCUGUGGUCUGAGUUCCCUUCUAAGGUCGCAGUACAACUGAAUGACACACAUCCAACUCUUUCAAUACCGGAGCUGAUGCGUCUUUUUAUGGAUGAUGAAGGCCUUGGAUGGGAUGAAGCUUGGGAUAUAACCAACAGGACAAUAGCUUAUACAAACCAUACAGUCCUGCCUGAGGCUCUGGAGAAAUGGUCACAAACUGUCAUGUGGAAGCUUCUUCCCCGCCAUAUGGAAAUCAUUGAAGAAAUUGAUAAGAGGUUUAUCAAAAUGAUACAGUCAACCAAACCUGAAAUUGAGGGAAAAAUUUCUGAUCUGCGUAUUUUGGAUAACAACCAACAAAAACCGGUUGUGCGGAUGGCAAACUUGUGCGUAGUGUCAGCUCAUACGGUGAAUGGAGUUGCUCAGCUUCAUAGUGACAUCUUGAAGGCUGAGUUGUUCUCUGAUUAUGUCAAAGUAUGGCCUACCAAAUUUCAGAACAAGACCAAUGGUAUAACUCCCCGCCGAUGGCUCAGAUUUUGCAACCCCGAGCUUAGUAGUAUUAUCACUAAAUGGUUAAAAACUGAUCAAUGGGUUAAUAAUCUCGACCUAUUGGUGAAUCUACGGCAAUUUGCGGACAAUUCAGAACUCCAAGCUGAGUGGGAAUCAGCUAAAUUGGCAAGCAAACAACGGUUGGCAACUUACGUGCUUCAGGUUACUGGCGUUAGCAUUGACCCCAACUCACUUUUUGAUAUUCAAAUCAAACGGAUCCAUGAGUACAAAAGGCAGCUCAUGAACAUUUUGGGUGCUGUUUAUAGGUACAAGAAAUUGAAGGAGAUGAGCCCAGAAGAACGUAAAAAGACAACACCUCGUACCAUCAUGAUUGGAGGAAAAGCAUUCGCAACAUAUACAAAUGCUAAAAGAAUUGUUAAGCUAGUAAGUGAUGUUGGGGCUGUUGUGAACACUGAUCCAGAAGUCAAUAGCUUUUUAAAGGUCAUUUUUGUGCCCAAUUACAAUGUCUCUGUAGCUGAGGUGCUUAUUCCGGGAAGUGAACUAUCACAGCAUAUAAGUACAGCUGGUAUGGAGGCAAGUGGCACAAGUAACAUGAAAUUUGCUCUCAAUGGAUGCCUCAUUAUCGGAACCCUAGAUGGAGCUAAUGUUGAAAUCAGAGAAGAAAUUGGUCAAGAAAAUUUCUUUCUUUUUGGUGCAACAGCUGACGAAGUUCCUCGGUUGCGUAAAGAAAGAGAGCAAGGACUGUUUAAGCCAGAUCCACGAUUUGAAGAGGCCAAACAGUUCAUAAAAUCUGGAGCAUUUGGAAGCUAUGAUUAUAAUCCACUCCUCGACUCGCUUGAGGGAAACUCUGGCUUUGGCCGUGGUGAUUAUUUUCUUGUCGGUUAUGAUUUCCCCAGCUACAUGGACGCCCAGGCAAGGGUGGAUGAAGCUUACAAGGACAGGAAGAAAUGGACAAAGAUGUCGAUUCUCAGCACUGCCGGAAGCGGAAAGUUCAGCAGUGACCGGACCAUUGGCCAGUAUGCAAAGGAAAUAUGGAAGAUAGAUGAGUGCCGCUUGCCUUAAGCACAGACAUGGACGCAUUGUAAUCUCUGGCUUGCAAGAAGAAGUUGAAUAAAUAAACAGACAUGGUCAUAUUAUUAUUUGCUUUCUUUCAAAGUCUAUUACUCUUCCCUUGUGCCUUUGGUAUAGUAUAUAUUAAUGCCAGACGUUUAUUUUUCA
This is a messenger RNA of Salvia hispanica, 3060 nucleotides long. RefSeq names its product alpha-glucan phosphorylase, H isozyme-like. Gene Ontology annotation, cellular component: cytoplasm. Lineage: Eukaryota; Viridiplantae; Streptophyta; Magnoliopsida; Lamiales; Lamiaceae. Gene Ontology annotation, molecular function: pyridoxal phosphate binding; glycogen phosphorylase activity. The record is from RefSeq and is a predicted model, not a curated record. Gene Ontology annotation, biological process: glycogen catabolic process.